AUGGACCGUCUCUCGACCGAGCUAGACGAAAAGAUUGUCCAGCAACUGGUCGGAAAGGAAGCUUCUGCUCUUUCGAUGACAUCAAAGUACUAUCGAUCGCUUGCAGAACCACAGCUCUACCGAGAGCUCUCCUUCCCAACCAAGCAACGUAUGGAAUUGAUGUUGUUAUUCGAGACGCUUGUUGAUCGUCAAGAUCUCGCAAAGCACAUUCAUUCCUUCACUAUCACAUGGAACGGAGCGCAAGAGCUUACAUCGGCUUUCGACGCUGUCUUCCUCCCCCGCUUCCGGAGUAAGAUAGAUGAGUACGAGCGAGUCAUCAGGGAAGUUAUUCCAUCAUCGUCAAGACGUCGAGCCACACGAUGGCUUGAUCAGAUGUAUCUAGGAGAGCCUACGAUCGACGGACAGCUCGCGAUGAUUGCCUGUCUUGCCGAAAACAUGGAGCAUCUGAUACUAGAUCAUGUCUACCUUUCAAGUCUUCAGAUCACUUGGUUAGUCCUCGAAAUGUCCUGGGGCGAAGUCAGUGGCGCCCCUCUGAGUGGCGGAGGACACAACGAAACUACCUGGAGGUUCAGCAAAGGCUCCGCCUAG
Messenger RNA from Alternaria viburni, 588 nucleotides. RefSeq lists its product as uncharacterized. The transcript has a single exon. Bases 1 to 588 code for a protein of 195 amino acids. NCBI's taxonomy places the organism in Eukaryota, Fungi, Ascomycota, Dothideomycetes, Pleosporales, Pleosporaceae. The record is from RefSeq and is a predicted model, not a curated record.